Molecule: messenger RNA, 1059 nt
Organism: Cyclopterus lumpus (lumpfish)
Lineage: Eukaryota; Metazoa; Chordata; Actinopteri; Perciformes; Cyclopteridae
Gene: tmem242
Product: transmembrane protein 242
Exons: 4
Coding region: 15-449 (144 amino acids)
Source: RefSeq, a predicted model, not a curated record
GGACUGAAGCAAACAUGGCCGCCGCCGACGGAACCGCAGCCGUGAACGUUGGAGAAGAAGCAGAAAACGAAGCAGAAGCGAAGCUGCGGACAUUAAAAGGUGCAGCGUUCCUCACCGCGGUGGCGUCCGCCGGCAUGGUGGCCGGGUUCGGCUCCUCGUUGGCUCUGGCCAAGAAGCACAGCCCUGGGUGGUUCACUAGAGGCGUAGCGGUGACGGCGGCGGCGCCAGAGGGCGGGGCCUCCGUGGCCCUGCGGGCUCUGGGGUGGGGCUCCCUGUUGGCCUGGGGGGGCGUCGGCCUGCUCAGCGUCUCCGUGUGGAAAGCGCUCGGAGUUCACAGCUUAUCGGAGUUCAGACUCAAGAUGCAGUCGCUCUUCCCCAAAAUCCCAAAGACCUCCGAGGAUGCUGGAUCAGAACCUCCGGACUGGGACUCUGUCUUCAAGUCAAAGUGACCCCCUGGUUCUGGACCCUUUUGGACUGGGACUCUGUCCUCAAGUCAAAGUGACCCCCUGGUUCUGGACCCUUUUGGACUGGGACUCUGUCUUCAAGUCAAAGUGACCCCCUGGUUCUGGACCCUUUUGGACUGGGACUCUGUCUUCAAGUCAAAGUGACCCCCUGGUUCUGGACCCUUUUGGACUGGGACUCUGUCCUCAAGUCAAAGUGACCCCCUGGUUCUGGACCCUUUUGGACUGGGACUCUGUCCUCAAGUCAAAGUGACCCCCUGGUUCUGGACCCUUUUGGACUGGGACUCUGUCCUCAAGUCAAAGUGACCCCCUGGUUCUGGAUCCGGACCGGGACUCUGACUUCCUCCUGCUGGCGGACGAAUCCUCUGGACCAGUUUGUCUGACUCCGGCAGCCCUCCUGGAACCAGAACCAGAACCAGACGGGAGAACCAGAAACAUUUUGUCACCGUGUUCUUCUUCUGUGGUUUUAAAAGCUGUGACAUGAACUCCAUUAACAUGUGUUUUGGUCCCAUAAAGGGUCAAAGGUCACCGUGAUGCUCGUUACAUUUAGGUGCACUCGUUUCUCUCAGCAGACUAAAAUAAAGUCUGUUUACUAGUU